Messenger RNA from Beauveria bassiana ARSEF 2860, 3195 nucleotides. RefSeq names its product glycine dehydrogenase. The record is from RefSeq and is a predicted model, not a curated record. Gene Ontology annotation, biological process: glycine decarboxylation via glycine cleavage system. Gene Ontology annotation, molecular function: glycine binding; pyridoxal phosphate binding; glycine dehydrogenase (decarboxylating) activity. The transcript has 2 exons. NCBI's taxonomy places the organism in Eukaryota, Fungi, Ascomycota, Sordariomycetes, Hypocreales, Cordycipitaceae. Gene Ontology annotation, cellular component: mitochondrion; glycine cleavage complex. The coding region runs from base 1 to 3195 and encodes 1064 amino acids.
AUGGCUUCUCGACUCGCCAUCGUCCGGGGUGCUCCACUCAAGCACUCCCUCUCACUGGGGAUCAGAUCGGUGCCCUUUGUCGCCCGCCGCGGCGUGGCUUCCGCCACCACCCCCCGCCAGCUCUCACAAACUUCUCAGGCCGAGGCCGACGGCCACAGGAGAUCCCAUGCCGCCCUGGAAUCUCUCCAGCGCGACCCGGCCUACCUGGAGAUGAAGGACGCCCAGGCUGAAAACCCUCAGCCGUGGAUGGACUUUGUCGCCCGUCACAUCGGUCCUCGCGACUCCGAUAUUGACGCCAUGCUCAAGACUGUCGGUGCCGACUCUCUCGACACCUUCAUCUCUCAAGUCAUUCCCAAGGAUAUUUUGCUACCACCCAAGAAGACCAUUCAGCCCAAGAAGCUCAGCGAGUCUGGCGUCGCUAAUGUCUUCAAGAGCAUGAGCGCCCAGAACGAGGUCAAGACCUGGAUGAAUGGCGGUGGCUACUACCCCGUUGAGAUUCCCGCCGUUAUUAAGCGCAACCUUCUCGAGAACCCUGCCUGGUACACCAGCUACACCCCUUACCAGGCCGAAAUCUCACAGGGCCGUCUCGAAUCGCUCCUCAACUUCCAGACUAUGAUCUCUGACCUGACUGGUCUCCCCGUCGCCAACGCCUCCCUCCUCGAUGAGGGUACCGCCGCCGCCGAGGCUAUGACUAUGUCUUGGAACUCUCUUCCUACUGCACGCGCCAAGCGUCCCAGCAAGACCUACGUUGUAUCUGAUCUUCUCCACGACAGCACCAUUCGCGUCAUGCACGGCCGCGCCGAGGGUUUCGGAAUCAACAUCGAGGUCAUGGAUCUCUCUGCCCCCGAUGCUCACGACAAGAUCAAGGCUUUUGGCGACGACCUCGUCGGUGUCAUGGUUCAGUAUCCCGACACCAACGGUGGUGUCCGCAACUUCCGCGAGCUCGCUGACCUUGCCCACGCCCAGGGCACCCUUCUGUCUGCCGCCACCGAUUUGUCUUCCCUGACUCUCCUCACACCUCCUGGUGAAUGGGGUGCCGACGUUGCCUUCGGUAACUCUCAGCGCUGGGGUGUUCCUCUGGGCUUCGGUGGCCCCCACGCUGCCUUCAUGGCCGCUCAGGAGUCUAGCAAGCGUCGUCUCCCGGGUCGCAUCAUUGGUGUCUCCAAAGACCGCAACGGCCGCCGCGCUCUGCGCCUCGCUCUUCAAACCCGUGAGCAGCACAUUCGCCGUGAAAAGGCCACUUCCAACGUCUGCACUGCCCAAGCUCUGCUUGCCAACAUGUCUGCCAUGUAUGCCAUCUACCACGGUCCUGGUCAGCUUCGCGAGAUGGCCGUCACCAAUCUCCGCCACGCUCGCAUGAUUCAGGCUGCUGCUCAGCACUAUGGCCUCAACGUCAUCACCUCAUCCGUCGACCCCGAGGGCCGCGUUCUCUCCGACACCGUCACCAUCUCCUUCAAGGACCCCAUCGUCUGCCGCGCCCUUCGCCGUGAACUCAAUGAUCGCGGCAUCAGCAGUGGCAAGUCUUGGUCCUCCAACGAGAUUGUCUUGGCUGUCCCCACCACUUUCACUCUCAAGAACUUUGUUCGCAUUGUUCAGUCUUUCCGUGAUGUCUCCUCCAAGAACCACACCAACGCCUACGUCGACGUUGCCAACAAGUACUGGACCGAGGGCUACAAGGUGUCCUCGAACGAUAUCAUCAAGAGCCUCCCUGACGCUGUGCGCCGAGAGUCCAAGUUCUUGACUCACCCCGUCUUCAACUCCCACCACUCCGAGACUGAGAUGCUCCGCUACAUGCAUCAUCUGCAAUCCAAGGAUCUGUCCCUCGUCCACUCCAUGAUUCCUCUAGGUUCCUGCACCAUGAAGCUCAAUGGAACUACCCAGAUGGAGCUGAUUGGCACCGAGUCGUCUUCCAAUAUCCACCCUCACGCUCCCGUAUCCGGCGUCAAGGGCUACCAGAAGCUCUUUGCCGCCACCUCCGCCCAGCUUGCCGCUCUCACUGGUAUGGACGCGACUUCCCUGCAGCCCAACUCUGGUGCCCAGGGCGAGUUUGCCGGUCUUCGCGCAAUUGCCAAGUAUCACGAGGAGCACAACGGUGGCAGACGUGAUAUCUGCCUGAUUCCCACCUCUGCUCACGGUACCAACCCUGCUUCUGCUGCCAUGGCUGGUCUGCGUGUCGUUCCCAUCAAGUGUGACACUGCCACUGGUAACCUUGAUAUUGCUGAUCUUCAGGCCAAGGCCAAGAAGCACGAGAAGGAGCUUGCUGCCAUCAUGAUCACCUAUCCUUCUACCUAUGGUGUCUUCGAACCCGAAGUCCGCAAGGCUUGCGAUAUUGUUCACGAGCACGGUGGUCUCGUCUACAUGGACGGUGCCAACAUGAACGCCCAGAUCGGCCUUACAUCUCCCGGCGCGCUCGGUGCCGAUGUCUGCCAUCUCAAUCUCCACAAGACUUUCUGCAUUCCCCACGGCGGCGGUGGCCCUGGUAUCGGCCCCAUCUGCGUCAAGGACAUCCUUGAGCCCUACCUGCCUCACCAGAACAACCAGACUCCCGUGUCCAGCGCCAGCUUCGGUAGUGCCAGCAUUGUGCCUAUCAGCUGGGCUUACAUCUCCACCAUGGGUGAUGCUGGCCUUCGCAAAGCUACUUCACUGGCUCUUCUCAACGCCAACUACAUUCUUACCCGCCUCAAGGAGCACUAUCCCAUUCUCUACACUAACGAGAACGGUCGCUGCGCUCACGAGUUCAUUAUCGAUGCUCGUGGCUUUUCCAAGACUGCUGGUGUCGAGGCUAUCGACAUCGCCAAGCGUCUUCAGGACUACGGCUUCCACGCUCCUACCAUGAGCUGGCCUGUACCCAACACUCUUAUGAUUGAGCCCACCGAGUCUGAGAGCAAAGAGGAGCUGGAUCGCUUUAUCAAUGCUCUCAUCAGCAUCCGCAAUGAGAUUCGCGAGGUUGAGGAAGGCAAGCAGCCCCGCGAGGGCAACGUCCUCAAGAACGCUCCUCACACCCAGAUCGACCUGCUUCUCGGCGACAACGGCAAGUGGGAGCGCCCCUACAGCCGUGAGAAGGCUGCCUACCCCCUGCCUUAUCUCACCGAGAAGAAGUUCUGGCCCACCGUUACCCGUGUGGACGACAAGUACGGUGACACCAACCUGUUCUGUACCUGCCCUCCUGUCGAGGACACUACUGGCACCAACUAA